AUGGCUGCCUUCAGACUCCAAAACACUGCAGCUUCUCCUCUCAUCAUGUUUGGUAAAGGGCUGACCAUUACGAGCAUAUUUAUUCCAAUGAUUUCUGUUUUUGUUGGAAUGUCCAUUACCGGAGCCGCGGACAAACCGGCACUUUGGCGCAUUGCACUUGGAGGAGCAUCAGCUGCCUUUGGGGUUCUCACGAUGCAUUUUCUGGCAAUGAAAGCGAUGACCAUUAACCUACGAUGGAGACCUGGGAUCAUCGCACUUUCCAGUAUCGUCGCCUGGCUCACGACUUCCGUCGCGUUGUUCACAUUUUUCAAGCUAAGGCAAUACUGGCAAACGAGCUGGCUGAAGCAGGUCGGAUGCGCCAUGCUUUUGGGGGGAGCAAUAACCGCCACGCAUUAUCUAGCCAUGUACGCCGCUUUUUACCAAGAUGGAGAUGUCAGUGUCCCCUCAGCAUCAAGCCUAACUCAAUCCCAAGUUCUCAACAUUGGAGCAGGCUUCUCAGUGGUCACGGGUCUUUUGCUAGCUGCGCUUGCAGCACGACGCAUCCAUGCGUUCUCGUACGGUGGCUCACAGCGUGGACAGCAACUGACAUUGGCCUGCCUUUUACUCAACCGAGAGGGCCAAGUGCUUGUUGAUAUUGACGGGAAACUCCCUAACCGCCCUGUCACAGGAGAGUUUGAUAUAAGUCUCAAAAGCCCCCUCUCGCCCGCUCUACUAUGGCUCUUGAAAGUCAGCUGUGCUUGGGGAAGAUUGGGAAGGCUAGCCGCAGCGUUCCGCAAGAACUCGCGCAGGAUUGAAAAACUCUUGACGACUCAGGAUUAUUCCUCCCCUGCGCAGACUGAAGGAAGUUCUACAAGUGGCAGUACUAGUACGCCUUCGUCGUUCCACCGACUUGCCCUCAUUCACGCAGUAACAACACUUUCCACCAUGCUCGGUAUAAGAUUUCAAUUAAUGGGAGCCUUGUACGAUUGUCUGCUCGAAACUCAGGACGGAUGGGUAGCGCUGAUAGUGGACCAAGUUUCCCCGCAUCGGGCAGAUCUCUUGGCUGGCAAAGGGUUUCGGUGGUCGGAUGUUGUGCAUGUUCUCCCGCGUCUUGCGGCCGAUUUGGGAGUAGAGCCCGAGCACACACAAAGUGUCAUUGACGACAUCCCUUCUUAUGUGCAUAAUCACUUUAGUCCUAUCCCGCGCGGGCAGCAUGUUGGUUUAAUGGUCGUGAUAUCCUCUUUACGAGGUUUAAGGAUCAUGGUUGCAGAGCGGAAUCGGUCUUCUCUUCCUCUUAUCCCAAUAUCGUCCGACGCGUUUAACGAGCUGAGAAAAAGUAGGGGUGAUAUGAGCCAGCUUCUGAAGACGUAUGCUUCUCAGCAAGCGCAAGCGGAAGCCCAAGGGGAGCAGCCAGCGCCUGCCGUGGAAAUACUGAAUGCCUUGGGGCAGCUUGGGGUCGCCCAUCCCUCUGAAGAGGGGAGUUUAUCAGCCAAGCUGACCUCAUUCAAGUCUUCCCGACUCCCCUUCUCGUCCUUGACAUCCCCCAGCGAUAUUCUUUGUCUACGUCGCCACGCUGGUUUCAAGUUUAACGACAAUGUAACGCCGGCUACAUCCUCAUCUGGGCUGCCACGUUCCCCUCUUUCACAGUCGGAGGGUAGUCAUUCUGAUACCGAUUUCGAUCAAAAUUGGAUAGCUCGCAUCCCAUUCGAAUCGUAUGUUUAUUCCUCCGACUCCAACAGUGUUGACAUUAUUCUCUUUACAUAUCUCCAGCAUCGCUUGGGAAUUCCCUUCCUUCCACCUCCUGGGUUCAAAAUGGUAGAAUUGCAGACAUUUGAAGCCACGCAUUACUUUCGGUGUUUUCCUGAACGGCAUGGGCGUGCACUUGCGCGAGAGACGGAUAGCGAUUUGGUGGGAUUCGCACAUGAACAUCAGGUAGAGGGAGAUACCGGAACGAAGGGCACAGGACAAGGGGGAGAUAGAAUGGCCACGGAGUCAUCAGCGAAUACAAACAAAGUCAGCUCAUCCAAAGCCAUUGAGAACCCGGAUAUGGUGGUAAUUCACAUCCAAGGCGAGAACGAUCAAUCCGGCAACCCAUCGAGCGACCGAAAUCCAAUGUGUAUGGCUCUUGCUGCUGAGGAUGGAGGGCAAGCAAUGCAGUCCGAAGGAUCUAGCUACAAAAUCAUGGUUGCUCCGGAAAGCCAUCCACGCAAUACUGCCUGUGGCAACGCAGGCGAUGCAGAUGAUUACGGAACGGACGUGUCUUUGAGCCGAUCGUCCUCGUACGUAAAAGACUCUAUACAAACCCUUCAUCAAGAGCAGCAACCCCAGAGUAAUGAAGAGGUGGCUCCAGGCUUUAGUCGGACAAACAAGCCCAGUUUCAUAUCCCUUCCACCCAGGUUGAAUGCGCCAGAGUUUGCGAGCGACGUCCAAAGUUCUGUGAGAGCACCCCGGCACCUCAGUUCGCGAUUUACGUUUCCUUCUCUGCAGGGCUCUGCUGACGGGAGUUUGAGCAGCUUACACUCAAAGCCGCCGAGCGUAGCCUCCCUUUCCCCAUUCACGUGGCGUUAUUCGUCCUACUUUCACACACAUUCUCAAGAGGAUGAUGACGAUCACCGCUUGCGGUACCAAACUGAUGGCCUUGUGACCGGAGGUGCCUAUGAGGACUUGGUUGCUGGUGGUGUCCCUGGCGCUACCGACGUGUGGGCAGCUAUGAGAUGGCUCAAAAUAUAUUUGAGUAGUCAAUCCGUGGGCGGGGGUUUUUCUGGACGCAGUGGAAAGCUGUUACAUAUCCAAUCAGAGGAAUCGUAG
This is a messenger RNA of Spizellomyces punctatus DAOM BR117, 2787 nucleotides long. RefSeq lists its product as uncharacterized. NCBI's taxonomy places the organism in Eukaryota, Fungi, Chytridiomycota, Chytridiomycetes, Spizellomycetales, Spizellomycetaceae. The coding region runs from base 1 to 2787 and encodes 928 amino acids. The transcript is spliced from 6 exons. The record is from RefSeq and is a predicted model, not a curated record.